Molecule: messenger RNA, 1471 nt
Organism: Cyphomyrmex costatus
Lineage: Eukaryota; Metazoa; Arthropoda; Insecta; Hymenoptera; Formicidae
Exons: 2
Coding region: 176-1471 (431 amino acids)
Source: RefSeq, a predicted model, not a curated record
GAAGUUUUGUGGUUUCAUUUUUUAGGCAUAAGUGGUGUCGGCUUUGACACUUUGACUGUGCUUGGUAUUGUCUGCUGGUCGUGUUUACCUCGUUCAAAAGGACUAGAGCUAAUUAAAUUUCGAAGAAGAAGAAUUAUUGGACUAUACAUAUUGAACUUUGAAACGUUCUCUUGCUAUGACAGAUAAUAUUAAUGUAAUUUCGAGACCGAAAGUUAGAUUCUGUCAAUUUUCUGACAAUAUACAAAACAAGACAGAGAUCGUUAAAAAUUGUAAACAACAAUCUGGUCGGCAAACAAGUGGUCUAAGAAUCAAGGAAAUCGUGACUCUCGAGAAACCCAUCAGAAUUGUAGAUCCUAUACAUUUUGCAAGUGUUUGUGACAGAAAUACAUUUUCAAGUAAUUGUAAUAUCGACACUGUAUCAUUUAAUUGCACUACAUCUGGCAAUGUCCAAAAUGUAUCUUUGUCCGAUAAAAAUAUGCCGAAAGUUGAGAGUAAAAUGAUUUUACGUGAUGCAAAUAGUAUUAAGAGAACAAGGAAUGGUAGUAGUAAAAUGUUGCAGCGACAGAACAAAAGUUUACAAGAUGACGUUUUAAAAGACAGCACAAAGAGUAUACAACAGAAUGGUAAAGAAAAUAAAUUGAAAAAGUCUAUAUCUAAUAAAAAUGUGAGCAAUACGACAACAAGAAACUUUCAACAAUCGAUUACCCGAGAGAAAUUUAAAUUUCCUACGAAUAAUAUUCAUAUGCCAAAAGAAAAUAUUCAAGAUUUUAAAGCAUCAAAAAUGACAAAGCCGCAAUCUGUGUCAAACAUAAAAAAAACAAAUUCAACGAUCGAUGGCAGAAUUCUUAAUACAAAAUCUAUUUUUCCACAGUACAAAAUUAUGACAAGAAAUAAAAUAUCUCCAGUUAAAAAAAUUAUAUCGCGUAAUGUAUCAGGUCCUAAAAUCGAAACAUCUGUGGGAUCAGUUUUUCGUAAAGAACAGGUUGAUACAAAAAUAAGUGAUGGAAAUGAAAGAUGUAUCGUUGGAAUGGAUGUUAGUACAGUAGAAAAUUUAGUGCAACCAGAAUACAAUUCUAUCAUGUAUACUGUUAAUAAGCUGAAAGAACUUGAACAGCGGAAAAUUGUUGUAGACAUCAAUCAUUUGCCAUUUGCACUAAAGAGUUUUCUAAAUGGAAAGAUUUCUGCAGCACUUGAUUUUCCAUUGGAUGAGACAAUUUACAAAAAUUUAGUAGAUUUGAGUAUCGAUGAAAGACAAUUACCAUCCAUUGUUACACGAACUAAAGAUCCAGAACCACGGCAAAAAGAUAUAGUACCACAACUUUCUGAUUUCUUUAUACCCGAAGAUAUAAAGGAGAUUUGUGAGGCUGUACAUGUUAAAUUUCGGACAUCAAAGAUUGACGAUAAUUGGAAUGCCUUUAAAAUUAGUAACAGAAUACUCGAAUGGAAAUACAGUAUAGAUGAUAUAGAUUAA